This is a messenger RNA of Vitrella brassicaformis, 10399 nucleotides long. The record is from the annotation of a GenBank genome assembly. Lineage: Eukaryota; Vitrellaceae.
GUCGAAUUCGUGAGUCCAUCGCAUCCGCCAGCCACAUGACAGACACAAUCGCCAUGCCACGCCACGCCGCCACACACACAGGCAGAAGCAUGAUAAAUAGGCUCACUCAUUCACUGACUGACGGCCACACCACAUUCUCUCACCGACAAACAAAACACAAAUAAACAAACCGCCACAUAGCCAUUCCAGUAAGGACCACUAACUCUCGGCCCAUACUCAGUCACUCGAUGGCGAUUGCAAAUUACUCCAUCAUCCCGUUGGCCGCCCCAUGGUGUCCACCCGAGCUGCUCAGCUCGGCCUGCAGGGACUGCAUCGGCACCAGCGAGGCGGGCUGCGGCGAGCCGGAGGCCGCGAGGGGGUUGACGGCCUGCAGACCCAGGGCAUUGCCCAGCUCGCUGAACACACGCUGCAGCUCCUGACGCAAAUGCCUUGAGUGGUGGGAUGGGGUGGGACAGCAAAGCACACAGACAGAUGGUGUGUAUGUGUAUGUGUAUGUGGCUCAGCUCAGCUGCUCUGUUUGUUGUCUGUCUGUCUGUUGUGUUAGCUAUGGUAUGCCUUAAUUGCCGCCUACGCGUCUUUGGAUGCGAUUGCCGCCGUCAGCUCAGGGAAGAGCGCCAUCAGGUGGCACUUGGACCCUGCACAGACAGUACAACGACACACCACACACCACACACAGCUGAUCUGAUGCCCCCAGCCUUUUGCCGCCCCCUCCCCUCCCUGUCCGUCUGUCUGUCUGUCUGUCAGAUGCGAUGCUCACUCACCGGCGACUUUGCAGGCCUGCUGUAUGUGUGUUGGGAGGAUGUGUGCGUGGCAGUGUGUGAACACGGCGGGGUCGAUGCUCAGCUGCCGCAGCUGGCCCAGCAGGAAAGACACCUCGUCGAGACGCGGCUUCGGCAACGGACACUGCACCGCACCAGCCAGAGCCACAUGCCAUGCAGCGCAGAGAGACAUUUUGGCCGGCACCGCUGAGCUGAGCUGAGCUGACCUGUCCGCUGGUCAUGUCGUCUCUGAUGAACUCUCCCAGGAUGGUGCGGCACCUGUCGAGCAGCACCGGCAGGGCCGCCGACGCCAGCACCAUGUCCAAACUCUUCUCCGCGGCUGGCUGCUGGGGGGCUGGGGCUGUCUGCGUCUGUGUGUGUGGGCCGGGGGGAGGGGGGCGAGGGGGCGGCGGGCUGCAGAUCUCAAACAGCCUGCAGUGCAGUCGAUUCGCCGGAGAGGCAGGAUCACACACACAGAUGCAUUGCUUGUGAGGUGAGCUGAGGUUCUGGUUGGUUGUUUGCCCACUCACUUUGCGAGUGCAGUUCGUGCGAGGAGCGGCCUAUCGCGGCUGACGGCGCAGUAGUGGUCCAACACAUGAAUCUGCACCAACAAGAGAAGGCAUUACUGACACACUUAGGGUGGUGCUGCUAAUGCUCUCUGGCCAAUGAGUGACGGACUGACCGACCAGCAUGUGGAAGAUCCUCUUAGCGUCAGGGAUGGCGGCGGCCAGCCCCCUCCCGCGGCGCACAGUGAGGAUGUCGCACGUCCUGCUCUUGACCACAUGGUCAUAGACCUCCCCCUCCUUGAGCAGCAUCUGGUACUCAGCCCGCCCCAGGUGCUUCAGCCGCCCAACGUCCCACUCCAGCACCAAGUGACGCACCACCAGCCCCACCGACAGCCAGUACCGCUCAAGCACCUCCCUCUCCCUCUCCCUCUCUCGUGUAGCCGUCGUCACUCCUUCCCGGCCGCUCAGUGCCCGCACGGCCGUCAUGGUGGAUUGCAGCAGGUCGAGGAUGCCCUCGUAGCCCAGCUUCCAGUACCCAAAAGUGCUCAGUGACGCGCCCGAGUGGGUGGACUUGGUGCGCACGAGCAGCAGGAAGGUGUGGAACAGGAAGGGGACGCACUCGAGCACCGUCCACACCCCCAGCAGCUGUGGCGAGGUUUGGCUGUCGGCUGGCGAGGAUGACGGCGUGUCUGUGUGCUGCUGGGGAGGGAGAGGGGGAGAGGGAGAGGGCAUCGUGGACGACGGCAGGAGAGGCCGUCUCGUUGCCGCCUUCCUUGUCUGCUGAGCCCCUGCCCGCUGUUGUCGCCUCUGCCGGCCGUCCCCUACGCCCACAGGCCGCUCGACCACAACCACGCUCCCCCGCUGCGGCAGGCUCACAGCCCGGCACACCGACACACCUGUCCGCCUGUCCACAGCAUCUUCCAUCUCUCCCCCGUCGGCAGCAGCACUCGCCGCUCGCUGCUGCUCGUCCGUCGAAUCGGCCGUCUGCUGCGGCGCGGUGAGGCCGUAUUGGAUGGACGACGGGAGCAGCGGCGAGUGGACGCCCUUCUGCGCUGUGUGUGUGGGUGGAGGGGCGGGGGGCGGGGGAGGCGACGGGCGCCCAGGUGGUGAGAGUGUGGGCGGCAUGAGGUCUGCGAGGAUGGUGCGGACGGACUUGCAGAUGAGGGAGAGGGUCUUGGCGGCGAGGGCCAGCUUGUUGCUGUCGACGAACAUGAUGCGCGGAUGAAGCAGCACGUGGCACAGCUGACACACAACAGAAAGAAGAUCACUCACACACACUCACACACACACACGCACACACAGGCGCUUCUUUCCCCUUAGUCUGUGCAGCAGACAGACCUGUUGCCAUAUCCUGGGCACGGCGAUCAUCACAUGCUCCCUCCCCUCCCCCGCACACCGCCGCACCUCCCAAUCCAACACAACAACGCCCACACCGCCCCCGCCAUUGGAACCGCCAUCGUCCACACGGCAAUAAUGCGCCGGCACCAGGCCGUAGCCCUCCCCGCCCCCACUCACAACAUACGGCUGCCCCAGCAGCUUCUCAACGUACUCGAGUACGAGCGACUGGGGGUACGGCACGCGCAGCGUCGAGAUGUGGUAGAAGUUCAGCUCCAUGAAGUUCUCCUCGGGUGUCUGGGGGCCGGGCUUCUUCUUGUCGGCUUCUGGGGCGUCUGGGGGAGGGGGCGGGGGAGGGGAGGUGGCUGGGAGGGACUGCGGGAAGUGUUUCUGGUACUGGGCAUUCUUCUGCACGCACUUCCUGCAACCAAGGGAACAAACGAGCCAGCAAUGAGGUAGGAGUCUCCCUCUGAUCUCUGCGCCCGUCUGCGUGUGUGUGUACCAGGGCGGCGUGGGCUGUUUGGUGUAGGCGUUGACCGGGGGCAGCUGCCCCCACCCCUCCUCCCUCCUCUCGUACGCCUCCAUAACGCGCCACUCGUCCACCAGCCCCUCCCCAUCCACAGAAAGCCGAUCCAGCGACGGGGGCACAUCCGUCCUUGCCCGCACAUAGGGGUCGAACCGGUCGAUAGUCGACCGCACGGACGGCAACCCCUCCUCAGCCAGAGCGUAGUGCCUGGAAUGCUCGAACUGACGCUUGUAGGCGGCGAAGCAAGAGGCGUAUGGCGGCGCUGAGAGGGGGAGGAGGGAGGGGUGGGGGGAGGGGGAGGUGAACAGCGAUGGGAAGAUUGCGGGGCCGUCCAGUGGGCGGCCGUCGGUCUCUGCCGGGGGGGUCGGCUGCACACACGGCGACACUGCUCCAUCCACCGGCGACGCUGAGAGAGAGAGAGAACACGCGAUGAGCGAGUUUCUUUCAUGUGUGUGUCUUGUCUGUGGUCUGGUCUGUGUGAGGAAGUUCGGACCUUUUCCCCCGUGUGAAGGGUGUGUGUGCGGCAGCUGGACUGGUGUGGCAUUGGGGAGGUAGUAGCAUCUCGAGGUGAGGAGGCUGACGAAGAGCUGUGUGACCAGGAGGUGGUGCACGGGCUGCAUCGACGAGGCGUGGCUCAUCCGCACCUCACCCAGACUCUGAACCAGCACCUGCACAUACACACACCCAACACAUCACGAUACUCACGGGCACAUCCACCACCCCAUGGAUCCCCCCGGGCGUGGCGUACUUCAACGAACUUCUCGGGUAUGACGUCCAUGUGGCUUAUCUGCUCGCCCACAUAGCGGAAGAUACUCCAGCCGCUCCCCCAGACGGAGAACCACAUCCGGUCGCACACCACCACCCCCUCGCACGCCACGCACUCCUGCCAACCCCACCCAAUUUCCAUGCGAAUCGCCGCCUGCUGCUGCUGCUGAUGCGGCUCUUGGAAGGUCUCCCCUUGAUCGGUGACGUCUGUGGUGUCACUGGUGGUGUGGUUAUCGUUGCGUGUGAUAUAGAUGGGCUGCUGGCUGUUGGGAAUGCGGAUCAGGUCGGCCAGCGUGCGGGCGGCAGCGCUGCUCACUGCACCAAGCAAGAUACCCCACACAGACGACAGACAUAGACAACAUGUGUUCGAAUGCACUGACUGACUGUCCGCCUGACCUUCGACAGAGGGCGCGGGGAAAGACCCCUGUGUGUGCCGUGCGUCGCUGGUGGUGUCUGCCAGCGUCAAAGCCGCCCUGGUGAGCUCCAGCAGCGCCAGGGCUGCCGGCGCGAGCGACUGCAGACCGACCACGGGCACAUAGCCAUUCAGCACACGGUACACCUGAAGACACAAAGACAAACCUCACCACCAGACACGUAGCCAGGUCUGUGUGUCUGACUUACCCCCUGCAGCGUGAGCACAAGAGUCUCGUCCCACUGCUUGACGACAGAGUCGCGGCUAUGGUGGAUGACCAGGGGGGUGGAGGCGCCCCCAACAGCAUGAUGGUGUGCGGUGGAAGGAGUGGUCGGCGCCGCUGUCCCAUAGAGAGCCAGGUGGUACCGCUGAUGAACCUGGUGCAGCGUGCGAACCAACACCUCCACCACACAGCUGCACACACACACACACAGAGAGAGAGAGAGAGAUUUGUUCUGCGAACUAACUAACAGGUUCACCCAUUCCCACCCACCCUGUGUGUACGUACCUCUUCCAAUAGGCGGCUGGGAGCAGUUUCCCAUGAGUCAGCAGGAUGGACGUCAGUGUCCUCAGGGCGCAGUUCCUCACCUCCGGCCGGCUGUCGUAGCUGAGGCAGUGCAGCCACAGCAGAAUCUCCGACCACAGGGCCUCGGAGGACGUGUCGCUCGUGUCGUCCUCCCGCCGCUGCUGGCGCUGGCGCUGGCCGGCCGUCUGCUUCUGCCGUAGGGUGAGGGUGUCGGUGAUGUUCCAGAGGAAGCCGACAGCUCGGAAGGACGUGUUGAUGCCCAGACACUUGGUGGAGGCGAAGGCGCCCACGGAGCUCACAAGACCCACCAGGCUGAUCUGCAUCGAGUGGAAUGAAAUGCAGCACAGAGUCAUGUUGACUUGUGCGUGCGGCGCAGUGUGUGUUGUGUGGGUACGUUUGGUGGGAUGUGUUCCGUGAAGUCCUGCAGGAUCAGCUCGAUCAGCUGGAAGAGCAGUCCGAGCGUCCGCCUCCCCAGCUUGCUGGGCGUCUUGCCCGCCACUCCCGGGCCGCCAUCCAUCUCUGCCGCCCCCUCCCCUCCCCCAGCCACGCCCUCGCCCUCGCCCUUGGUGGUGCCCUUCAUCGACUCAAUCUGCCGCUGGAUGAACCUGUGUGCGAGCUCGAACGUGUCGCCGAACUCCUGUGCGGUUGCCUGGCCGAUCCAUUGGAUGAUCCAGCACCAGGUGGGGGAGCUGAGGAUCUGACCCUUGGACUGCAGGAAGUUGAGCAUGCCCUCCACCACCUUGAAGCGGACGUCCUCGAAGUUGGACUGCGUGAGGUCGCCGAAGGGCGCCAGCAGCAGGCACUGACAGUCGCUGAGCAGCGCCGCAUCGAAGCCCUCACCCCGUUCCUCGGCGUCGGACAGACGAGCCGCCACCAGGACGCCCGGCAUCCCACGGCCCUCGCGCGGCACAAACGGCUCCACCUCUGCAUGAGCACACAGAGAUGGAACGAUGUUUGCCUCCCUCCUGUGGCCAUGUGUGUGAUCGGCCUCACCUCUGCUGCUCUUGUGCUCCUUGUCUUGGUCUUCACCCGUCUCCUUCUUGGCGCCCAUGAGUACCUUGACGGCAUGCUGCACCAGCUGCCACAGCCCCAGCACCCCCUGCAGCCGCGGCGAGGACGGCAGGCUCCGCGUGUUCCACACACACAUCAGGUAGUUGAGCAGCAAAUCCCAUACCGCAAACAGACGCGGCAGAUUCCUCCGGUCCAGACACAGCCCCACAAACACCAGCCGGUUGAGCGCGAAGAGCCACACCUGGCUCUCGCUGCCGUCUGCCAGGGCGUCUCGGUCGGUGUCUGGUGGACGGGAUGAUGGGGGGGCGGUCGAUGAGGGGAUGGAUGAGCUUGGAGCGCUUGCCGUGGAUGGGGUCCUCUUCGUGUCUUCCGUAGAUGCGCGUGUGACGGGCGGCCGGUUGCGGGGAGCGACGCGCAUCCGUCCAAUGCCCCCGCUCUCGCCCUCCUGCUCAUUGUCGUCGCCAAAUGCGAAAGCGCCGCUCAUGGACAGGGCCGGGGGGUUGUAGUCGGCCACUCGGGAGGCGUCCCUCUCGUCCGGCACAUCCUCAACCAUCUCCUCGCCAGCCGCGCUCUUCAUCGACAGGUAGUCCUCAGACACGCCGAUCACACGCGCCAUCGACUGGGCGUCGAUCUCGGCCUGCUGGGGGUCCAUCUCGCUGGCGUCACGAUCAGCAGAAGACGGGGCAGCAGGGGCGGAUUUGUUGUUCUUGUCGCGUCCUAGGCCCUCGAAAAGCAGCUGUGGCGUGGCUGCCGUGGCGAGUGUGGGUGUGGGCUGGGAGGGGUCCUUGGGGUGGUUGGGGGAUCGGGUGAAGGCGGCGGCUGGGGGCUGUGACGCAUUCUGCAGCACCUCCUUCUCGAUGUAGUACAGCAGGUGCUCGCCAAGCGCGCUCACGAAGUCGACCCAGCUGUCCUCCCCCAGGUAGCAGCAGGAGUGAAAGAGCGAGUCGAAGCCCGUCCUGAGCACCGUCAGCUCGGCCGUCAGCACAGCGCUGUAGCUGGGGCCGCCCUCAGACGGGCUCGCAACAACACUGGCUGUCCCCCCUGCCGCGGCAGAAAUGCUCGUCCCACCUCCACUUGUGGGCGGUGGUGCGGCCGCCCCGGUGGUGGGCUUCUGUCCGGUGAUCUGUGACGACGGGAGGUCGGUCAGGACGGCCUUCCUUUGCCCACACAGGACGGCGUACAGCUCCUCAUAGGCCUUGAGCACGAUGGACCACCCCUUGCUCCCCAGGAUGCCCCCGAAGGCGCACGAGUGGCAGAGGUUCAUCAGCGACUUGAGGCAGAUGAUCGACCGGCUGUCGAGAAACCGCUGCGGGCCGACCGUGGGGGCCGCUAUCGACGCGUUGGGCGAGAAGGGGAGUGCGAAUCGCGUGAGUGACUGCAGGGUGGCCUCCCGGGCCUGGUCCAGCUGGAACACCCCUACACAGCAGAGGAACGUCUGGAGAGACCGCAGUAGAGGGUGCAGCAGCAGCUCAUCGGGCAGGCCGCCAGAGGAGCUGACGGCCGUGGUGAGCAGAAGCGUCAGCGAGGAGAGAAGAGGCGGCCAUGUCGCCGAGAGGAUGUCGCUGCAGUGGGUCUGGUAUUGCGUGAGGGGGUGGGGGAAGUAGUCGACACGAAGGGCGUAGCCAUAGCGGUGGGCGAACGCGGCGAGGGGGAAAGGGGUGGAGGCGGGAGGGGGGGCGGACAGAAGGGAAUGAUCGGAGGAGUCCACCACCCGAUCGCUCUCCGCCUCAGUGGACGCUGCACAUCACACCAACAACUUUACAGGAUUGUUUCCACGCACCCCCCCGUGUGUGUCGGGUGCUCACCGUGGAGAAUGAGGUUGUAGAGGCUGACAAUAAUGGUCAGCAGGUUCUCGACAGCCAGGCCCAGACAGAUCGCCAGUGUCAAGCCCUCAUUGGCCGCCCCGGCCACAACAGCUCCUGCCUCCUCCUUGGCGCCACUCAUGCCGCCCCCCGCCCCCCCGGCUGACGACACACUCGCCUGUGUGGUCGGCUGCGACGUCAUCUUCGUCUGGAGCAGAGCCUGCGGCACCUCAGACUCGCUCAGCAAAUCGAGAAAACAGUACUUGGACGGCCGUGAUGCCGCGAAGUGUGGCCGAUAAGGCCCUCUCUGCUGCUGGCCGUCCUCAUACUCGCCGUCAGCCCGCCCCAUGUGAGCGGCGAGUGUCCGUGCCAGCAGGUGGGCAAACGAGGUGCUGAGGACGUUCUUGCCAACGGGGGUAGGGAAGGGGAAGGCGUAUGGCAUGGCUGCCGCGUGAGCAUGCUCAGCGCCGCCGCCGGUGGUGGUGGUAAUGGGCUCUUCCUGGAGCUGGUGUUGUUGUUGGUCCACAGUGGGUUUCCUGCUGCUGCGGCUCAUCGGGUGGACUACGCCGGAGGUCGGCAGAUGCAGCACGGGGAGUGGGAAGAGCAGGCACUGACACUGCACGGCGAGCAGCAGCAGCGCCUCCACUGUGGUGGACGUCUGCGGCUGCUGCUGGUGCUGGUGGGUGACCCCGCCGCCCCCGGUGAAGCACACGUGGUGCACCACACGCCCCAGACUCUCCACGAUCUCCACCAACGGCGGUGUGGGUGAGGGGGAGGUGGUGCUGUCGCCUCUCUCCCUCGCCGCGGCGCCGGCAGCAGCAUAAGGGGUGAAGAGCUUCUUGACGAUGGGGGGGUUGUUGCCGACUUUUGUGUUGAUGAACUGCAGCAGGAGGGCCGUUUGCCAUGGGAGGGCGUCGGCGUGGAGAUAGGGGAGGAGGACGGUGAAGAGGACCUGCAUCUCGUCCAGGAGAUGGUCGAAGUAGUGGUCCAUCAGCAGACCCACCAGACGAAGACACCUGAUUGAUAAAUCACACCGACACACACAAGAGGCAGGUCAUGGGCACAAAGAAGGCAAAGCAUGGUUUUGUGACCUGUGUGGCUGACCUGACGAAGACUGGGAAGUCCCAGCACUUUCUGAGGUUCUUGAGCAGCACCGUGCACACGUGAUGCUUCACCAACAGGAAGAAAUCAACUACCUGAACACACACACACACACACACCCCUAAGUCGCCUGCUGCCGUGUUCCCACUAACUAAUGCGAGUGAGUGCCUGACCUUGAGGAACAGCUCAGGGUUGGUGCUGAUGGUGGUGUGCAGCAGCUCCAGACACAGCGCCUUGGGCAGGUCCACCGGGGAGAGGUACACCCCUCCCUCGCCGCUAUCCAUGCCGCCCCCGCCCCCACCCCCACCCUGGCCGCCUGCUGCUGCUGCUGCUGCUGCCGCUGCCGCUGUGUGACCGUCCACCUGCACCUGCGACCCCUCCCUCUCUCUCUCCUGCUGCUGCCGGAAAUAAUACUGGUAAGACUGCUGACGGGACAGCGGAGAUCUCGGCGCGCCGCUCCCUCCGCCGCUGCCCGUGACGAUCGACAUGCCAUGGUGGCUGAGCUUCCUCACUGGCCCACUAGUGCCGCCCCCCUGCUGCACCUCUGGAUCGCACAGAAGCGUCAGGUCCUGAAGGAAGAGGAAGAGCGUCCUGUAGGGGCGGGGGAAUGCCGGGGAGGGGGGCGGCAGGUAGGGGCACACGCAUGGCGGCUCGUAGAUGUGGUGUGACGCCGACGCCCUCAUCUGGGGGGGCGGGGGGCCCUUCCAGAUGAGGGGCGAUAUCUGGUCGACUGACAGGGGCAGCGCCGAGUGCUUGGGUGAGGUGGGCGGGGGCGGGUGGGUCGACAGCGUGUAGUUGGCCGUCUCCACAAAGUGAGAUGCCAGCUGACGCAGACCUGCACACACACACAGACACACACAGACACACAUGUGGUGGAUGUUUCCCUGCUGCCGCCGUGAAUGAAUGGAUGGAUGGAUGGAUGGAUGGAUAAUAGACACGUACCUGCGCAUGCCGUAUGGUGCACGACGCUGCUUGACGAGCGAUAGAGCAUCUGGAACACCUGCAGCAGGCUGGCCACCACCAGCUCGCUCUCCACCAGCCCGACCGCCAGCGCAUUGCCCGCAUCGCCCUCGGCAGAUGAGGGCGGCGACAGCAGCAACAGCGUCGUCUGGACCACCUUGAGCUGAAUCGACUCUCCAGACGGCGUCACAUUGGGCAGAGGGCCGCUCGUGGCCGACGAGGCGAUCUGCGCGAUGCCGCUGCUGCCCUCGCCGCUCGCUGCCGCGCCCUGUGAAGCGAUGAGCUCUUUGAGAAGGUUGAUGCAGAGCGGCAGCGUCUGUGGCGGGAGGAUGCGGCACUUGAUGAGCUUCUGCAGGCAGGUCAGGGACACCAGCACCAGCUUCGGUUGCGCAGUGUCACACGCCAUCAGCAAACACUUGAAGACCUCAUCAAAGGGGAACUGGUGAUGGGACUGGGCCGCCUGCUGCUGCUGCUGCUGGUCUUCCUGCAGCUUGUCCUUGUAGUUGCGCAGCUUGAGGAUGGCCUUCUCGACGCCCUCCUUGAUGGGAUGAUGCUUCUUCUUGCACUCGGCCGACAGAGAGCGGAUGUCGUUCUCCACGUCGACACACAGCGAUAGCAGCGACGCCACAGCCGCCGAAUCCAUCGACAGAUCUGGCUCACCAAACCGACGCGUCAGUCAUCGAAACCGGAACGUAAG